Molecule: messenger RNA, 906 nt
Organism: Colletotrichum orchidophilum
Lineage: Eukaryota; Fungi; Ascomycota; Sordariomycetes; Glomerellales; Glomerellaceae
Exons: 1
Coding region: 1-906 (301 amino acids)
Source: RefSeq, a predicted model, not a curated record
AUGUCGUCACUCUCACGAGCCUUCACAACCCGUCGGGUCAAGCAGAGCAUCGAUCUGUCCGACGCCGCACGGGGAAAGGAGCGCAGCAACAUCAUGCAGCGAAGCAAGACCACCAAGCACCCCGUCAUCAGACACAAGAUCUCUGCACCCAUGGAGCUUGUUCACACCACCAACAUGCUCUCAUAUAACGCUCCCGAUAUCCGACCCAGAACCGGAACUGACGCCUCGAUCAACUCGUCCAGGAAGUCGUCAGAGGACGACUCGGAAAGCGCCACCUCCGCCGCGUCGUCUCCCCCGACCAGCCCCGACGUAGCGCCUCACGAACUGUCAAAGGAGCCAAAUCACCUUUCCUGCUACUUUGUCGCCCCAGGCCAGGCUCUCAACUCUUCCGUUUCCGAAGUCCCCGCUAUUCCUUCCGUCCCUAAACGCGCGCCCUCGCACACGAAGCAGGCCUCAUACGACGCGGUGGCUCGCCAGCGCUCACUGUCUCAAAUGUCCAAGUCUUCAGACAAGACCGUUUCCUCCAAGGCCAGCAUGACAUUCUCCUCGCGGGCGUCAUCGGGUUCCAGCGCUGCCUCUACAAUGUCUCACAGCUCAGUCGCUCCCGCUCCGAAGACCCCUGUGCCGCCUCUACCCACGCCCGCAUUCCAGCAUCCCCACCAGCCGAAACAUGAGAAGUCUGCCGAGCCGCACCCGUUCGGCCGUGAGCUGGCCCAGGUGACCGAGAUUGCGGAGGAGUUUGGCAUCCAGGACGAUGUCAUGUACGAGGAGGAGUGCGCCCUCAAGGCGGAGGGCCUCUGCAAAUUCGCCGCAGAGGAUUACCUAACCGAGGUUCAAAGCUUGUUCGCCAGCUUUUUCCAGGACAGCCACGCAUCUCAACGCCCCUUGGCUGCCGCAUGGAUCUGA